Messenger RNA from Homarus americanus (American lobster), 1032 nucleotides. RefSeq names its product A-agglutinin anchorage subunit-like. Lineage: Eukaryota; Metazoa; Arthropoda; Malacostraca; Decapoda; Nephropidae. The transcript has 4 exons. Bases 1 to 1032 code for a protein of 343 amino acids. The record is from RefSeq and is a predicted model, not a curated record.
AUGUCCCAUACCCUGGUGCCCUCACCGCCACUCACUGAGCCUCUGGUCCUCACAGCCACUCACUGGCCUCUGUAUCCUGCACCUGGUCACCGGCUCAGUACCUGCACCUGGUCACCGGCUCAGUACCUCUACCUGGUCACUGGCUCAGUACCUCCACCUGUCACGGCUCAGUACCUGCACCUGGUCACCGGCUCAGAAUCUCCUGGUCACUGGCUCAGUACCUCCACCUGCUGUGAUCACACUGUGAUCACACUGCCUCAAGCUGUGAUCACACUGCCUCAAGCUGUGAUCACACUGCCUCAAGCUGUGAUCACACUACCUCAAGCUGUGAUCACACUACCUCAAGCUGUGAUCACACACCUCAAGGUCACACUGCCUCAAGCUGUGAUCACACUACCUCAAGCUGUCACCCCAAGCUGGUCACACUACCUAGCUGUGAUCACAAGCUGCGAUCACACUGCCUCAAGCUGUGGUCACACUACCUCAAGCUGUGAUCACACUGCCUCAAGCUGUGAUCACACUACCACAAGCUGUGAUCACACUACCUCAAGCUGUGAUCACACUACCUCAAGCUGUGGUCACACUACCUCAAGCUGUGGUCACACUACCUCAAGCUGUGACCACACUACCUCAAGCUGUGACCCAACUACCUCAAGCUGUGGUCACACUGCCUCAAGCUGUGGUCACACUACCUCAAGCUGUGAUCACACUACCUCAAGCUCUGUGGUCACACUAUCUCAAGCUGUGACCACACUACCUCAAGCUGUGGUCACCCUACCUCAAGCUGUGAUCACACAUCCUCAAGCUGUGGUCACACUACCUCAAGCUGUGACCACACUCCCUCAAGCUGUGGUCACACUACCUCAAGCUGUGAUCACACUACCUCAAGCUGUGAUCACAUUAUCUCAAGCUGUGAUCACACUACCUCAAGCUGUGAUCACACUACCUCAAGCUGUGAUCACACCUCAGGCCACACCUCCCCAAUCUGUGAUCACACUCCCUCAAGCUGUGAUCACAUUCCUCAAGCUGUGA